Dentiscutata heterogama is the source of this 703-nucleotide messenger RNA. The record is from the annotation of a GenBank genome assembly. NCBI's taxonomy places the organism in Eukaryota, Fungi, Glomeromycota, Glomeromycetes, Diversisporales, Gigasporaceae.
UAAAAAUAAUAAAAAUGACUCUAAUAGCAAUGAUGAAAUUCAAGAAUCUAGAACAAGAGACCAAGAAUUUCAAGAAUUAAUGCAAUCUCUUAUUUCUAAAAGAAGAUUAGAUUCAAGUCUUUUUAUAAGCACCGAAUUAAAAUUACAAUAUUUUCAAAAUCGAAAAAAAUGGUUUAAUGAAAUAAAAACUGAUGCAAUAGAGAGUGCAAAUAAUGCAUUACAUGUAGCUUGCGAAGAGGUUAUCACAAAAAAAAAUGAAAUCUUGGAAGUAGAAUUUGAUUGUUUAUGGAGUAAAGUUAGAGAAGCUUCUCAAGCAAGUGCCGAAUUCAUAUAUAAUAGAACACCAAAAGAACAUGCAAAUCUUAUUAAAAUUAUUGGCAAAAUUAUACUUACUCUUUAUGAAUAUAAUAUUACAUUGAAUAUUGGUGAUGAUGGUGACUUGAAUACUAAUAAAACAUUAUGUGAAGAAAAAAUACCAAUAAUGAAUUUUUAUACCAAAAGCAUUUAUACUGCUGCUGCACAAAUGCAAAACCCUGAUAUUAUAUCACCAACUGAUAAUGAUCUAUAUAUAAUGCAAAGUGAAAUAUGUGUAGACCACCUUCUUGAUAAUCAUAAUAAUUGCUGGGCUGAAAUUUGUUGGAAGGUUCAAAAUUUCGAACUUUUUUUAGCAAAUUCUAAUUUAAUUGGAUAUACUGAAAGUUAA